AUGAGUUCUUUGGUCAUCCCUGAGAAGUUCCAGCACAUUCUUCGUGUUUUGAACACGAACAUUGACGGUCGGAGGAAGAUCGCCUUCGCCAUCACUGCCAUCAAGGGGGUGGGCAGACGUUAUGCCCAUGUGGUGCUGAGGAAGGCGGACAUUGACCUCAACAAGCGGGCCGGCGAGCUGACCGAGGAGGAGGUUGAGCGAGUGGUGACCAUCAUGCAGAACCCUCGCCAGUACAAAAUCCCAGACUGGUUCCUCAACAGGCAGAAGGACGUCAAGGAUGGAAAAUUCAGCCAGGUGCUAGCUAACGGCCUGGACAACAAGCUGAGAGAAGACCUGGAGAGGCUGAAGAAGAUACGAGCGCAUCGCGGACUCCGGCACUUUUGGGGCUUGCGCGUUCGCGGUCAGCACACCAAGACUACUGGCCGCCGCGGUCGCACUGUGGGUGUCUCCAAGAAGAAGUAA
Molecule: messenger RNA, 462 nt
Organism: Nerophis lumbriciformis (worm pipefish)
Lineage: Eukaryota; Metazoa; Chordata; Actinopteri; Syngnathiformes; Syngnathidae
Source: RefSeq, a predicted model, not a curated record